This is a messenger RNA of Phytophthora infestans T30-4, 1815 nucleotides long. RefSeq lists its product as uncharacterized. Bases 1 to 1815 code for a protein of 604 amino acids. The record is from RefSeq and is a predicted model, not a curated record. The transcript is spliced from 3 exons. NCBI's taxonomy places the organism in Eukaryota, Oomycota, Peronosporomycetes, Peronosporales, Peronosporaceae.
AUGGUCGCGACCGACAGCGCAGUGAAGCCGAAGCGCUCUAGCUUCGUGCUAGGUGGGUUCCUGCCCAAGGUGCCUACCUACCGUAAGGAGAAGAAGGAUCCCAGUAGCGUCGUUCUUGAUCAGGAGGCCGAGGAGGAGCCUGUGCUCGACGAUAAUCAGGUUGAGGACCAGCCCAGUAAGUUACCGGAUUUCCCUGGCGAGCGCCGCUCUCACGACGGCGUGGUGCCCGCUCCGUCCGCCGCAUCUGUAGCGGCCGCCGCUAUCCGUCGCCGUGGCAUGUCCAUCGAGCAGACGGCAACGUCACUCUACCGCCGCAUGAGUGUGCGCCAGAACUCCGCCCCCGAGCCGGCAGAGACUGCCAAGCCGUCGCCAACAGGCAGUGACGAGAGAUCACCGUCGCCUCAGACGGACACUGUGCUCACGGUACGACGUGGCAUGUGCGUGGCCACGACGUUCGGCACGGGCGCCGUGCUGGACGUGCGAAACGAUGACGGCUUCGUCGUGGUGCAGCUGGUGCCCAAGAGCAUCGCGUACCUGCGUGAGGAAACUAUUAUCAGGGAAAUUAAGAGUGUGGUAGGCGAGAGAGUCAAGACUCGCUGGGGUAUGGCCACUGUCGAGCAGUACUACGUCGAGGAGGACAUGUACAGCAUCGCUUUGGACUGGCGUUGGGACGAUGAGCACGUGUGGCGCAUGAAAGCGACAACCAAGAAGUUCGAGAAGAUCCACCCGCGUGGAACACUCAUCCAGAACACCAAGAACCGCUUGUUCGAAGGCUACAGCUCGCUGCGGGAAAGCGUCGGGUCCAAGCUCAUCACCAGCAAGAGCGUGGCAGUUAACACCAAGCAUGACGCGGUGGAGCAGCCGGAUCUGGGCAAGGCGCAGACGCCUUUCGGUGUCUGUACGGUGCUGAAGGUGCGCACGGACAAGUUCUUUGUGGUCAAGACGCCAAUCGGUGCCACAGCGUACCUGAACGCGGAUUCGGUGCGGAUGCUGGGACGACGGACGCAUUUCGUCAGUGGAGACCGCGUCAACACGCCCUACGGAGCAGGUCACAUUGCACACUUCCGCGAGGAGGAUGAGACGUAUGCUGUGGAGCUGGAGGCGCCGUCAAGUGCCGGCCAACUGCCGUUGCUGUUCAUUAGCGACGUGCAUGCCGAGACAGACUUGACGUACGCACCAGUGGCUACGCGCCUGUCCUCGAUUCUGAACAUCACACGCACGUCCAUGAUGAACGCCGGUGAGAGAAUGCGCAGCGCUUCGGUUGCUGCUGGAGGCCUCCCCACGCUCCCGGCUAACCUGCCUGCGCUCCCGGGUGGCCUACCUACGCUUUCCAGCGUGAAGGCCAGAGUUUCCACCAUGACAACCAUCAAGAUGGCCCCGAAGGGAAAGUUCCACAAGGAUGAGCGUGUGCUGACAUCGUUCGGAUCCGGUUUCGUUGUUGAGGCUCGUCCACAGGACAAAAUAUACCACGUGAAUCUACGUCGACUCAAGUUCUCGGGCUACUUCCACGAGGCGAGUCUGGCUCCGUUUCCCUACGAGCGCGUCACGCAUUUUGUGGUGGAUGGCCGUACGGUUCCGGCGCCACCUAUUCCCAAGAACGCCAGUGAUUACAAGCGUCGCGCUGUGAUUUCCGCGGCAAUUAAGUCGGCCCGUGAAGGCAAAUACCUUGCUCCAACAGUACCUGCAAAGCCCGAGGAGCCCAAGGUCGAAACACCUGAGGCACCGAUCGAUGCCAUGGCCGCCGCUGAAGCUGCUGUCGCCGUGGAUGCCGCCACCGCUGCGGCUGUCCCCGCACCGGUGCCAGUCGCGGAGUGA